UCCGUAACCGCUACCCUCUCGUGUUAGACGUGUUUCAAAUUCAAGUUCAAGUUCAUUCAUCCUAGCAUGUUGUUAUUGUUGGUUUAUCUUAUCACAUGCAUGAUGCAAUUAUCAUAGAGAGAGAUUUCUUCAAACUUCAAGUGAACGAUUUCAUAAUAUUCUAAAUCUAAUAUACUUAUAAAAGUUUGGUAUCACGUAUCAGUACAAAAUGGGCACUCCAGCUCCAGCUAUCGGUAUAGAUUUGGGUACUACGUACUCGUGCGUUGCUGUUUUCCAGCGUGGCAAAAUUGAAAUUAUCGCCAAUGAUCAAGGUAACAGAACAACGCCAAGUUACGUGGCAUUUAACGGUGAAGCAAUGUUAAUUGGAGAAGCUGCUAAAAAUCAAGCAGCGAGUAAUGUGAAAAAUACCAUUUUUGAUGUUAAACGAUUGAUGGGCCGUGAAUUUAAUGAUGCUACUGUUCAGUCCGAUAUAAAGCGCUGGCCUUUUCAAGUCAAUGAUUGUGAGAACAAACCGAAUAUCGAAGUUCAAUUUAAAGGCACCAAUAAAACGUUUAUUCCUGUAGAGAUAUCCGCGAAGAUAUUACAAAAAAUGAAAGCAACUGCCGAAGCGUAUCUUGGUAAAACAGUCAAUAAGGCUGUUAUUACCGUUCCAGCUUAUUUCAACGAUUCUCAAAGACAGGCCACAAAAGAUGCCGGUACUAUCUGCGGUUUGAAUGUGUUACGUAUUAUCAACGAACCCACUGCCGCUGGGUUUGCUUACGGGUUAGAGAAUAAAAACUCCUUCAAAGAAACGGUUUUGAUUUUCGAUCUCGGCGGCGGAACCUUCGACGCAUCCAUUCUAACCAUCCAAGACGGCGUAUUCAAAGUUCUUUCAACUGCCGGCGAUACUCACUUGGGAGGUGAGGAUUUCAACAACCGAAUGGUCGAUUAUUUCGUUCGAGAAUUACAACGUCAACACAGGAGAGAUAUCAGUCAGAACUGGAGAGCUCUUCGUCGCUUGAGAACCUUCUGUGAAAUUGCGAAGAGAACUUUAUCAUCAGCUACGAUGGCCCAAAUCGAAAUCGAUUCUCUGUGCGAUGGGAUCGACUUUUAUACUACGAUAUCGCGGGCUCGUUUUGAAGAAUUGAACAUUGAUUUAUUUCAAAAGGCAAUGUCCCUGGUUGAAAAAGCAAUUCACGAUGCCAAUAUCAAUAAAACUCAGAUCGAUCAAGUAAUCUUAGUUGGCGGAUCAUCUCGAAUUCCUAAAAUACAAAUGAUGUUGCAAGACUUCUUCGAGGGAAAAACAUUGAACAAAUCGAUCAAUCCGGAUGAAGCUGUAGCCUACGGAGCCGCCGUUCAGGCGGCAAUAUUAAACGGCGACAGAUCAAAGAUCGCUGCGCGAGAUUUUGUGCUGAUUGACGUUGCACCAUUGUCGCUGGGUAUUGGUAUUCACCGGGACUUCGAAGAUAUGGGUGUGAUCAUUAAGCGUAAUACGGCCAUUCCAGCCAGAAUAACGAAAGGUCUCUCCACGAGGAACGAUUAUGCAACUUUUAUAAUUUGUAAAGUCUUCGAAGGCGAGUAUACGGCAACGAAGUAUAACCAUUUACUUGGCGAAUUCGUACUUGGGAUCCCUCCAGCGCCUGCCGGUGUAGCAAAAGUCGAUGUGACAUUUGACAUCGAUUCUAACGGUAUUUUAAACGUAACCGCUGUCGUAAGAUCAACCGGCAAUUCUAAUCAAAUUACUAUUAAGCGUGAGAACGGUCGUCUUACUCAGGAGCAAAUUAACCGUAUGGUUCAAGACGCUGAAAGAUGCCUGGAGAGCGUGGUGCUGUGAAAGGGAUACGUUGAAUUUUAAUUUUUGUGUAUCAUGUGUAUUUCUAUCAGUAGGCACAUAUUUAGUUCAGUUAUGUCGAGUGUUUAUUUUAGUCUCAUUUCGUUAAAUCUGACAGCGUUCGGCAAAGAUUUAAAAAAUCAUCGUAUGUGUAUAUUAUAAAAUGUAGAUUGGUUGAAAAGUUUUUUUUUUAGACGUAGGUACGUUUUUUUCUUAAGAGUCAUCAUGUUUAAGUAUAUUGUUUUUUAAAGUAGGUAAAGUACCUAUUGAAAUUCAUUAUAAAUGAAAAAUAAACGUACGACGACUUGUUGCAGAAA
Molecule: messenger RNA, 2127 nt
Organism: Planococcus citri (citrus mealybug)
Lineage: Eukaryota; Metazoa; Arthropoda; Insecta; Hemiptera; Pseudococcidae
Product: heat shock 70 kDa protein cognate 4-like
Exons: 5
Coding region: 209-1813 (534 amino acids)
Cellular component (GO): nucleus; cytosol; cytoplasm
Molecular function (GO): ATP-dependent protein folding chaperone; ATP binding
Source: RefSeq, a predicted model, not a curated record